This is a messenger RNA of Thermochaetoides thermophila DSM 1495, 2244 nucleotides long. RefSeq lists its product as uncharacterized. The record is from RefSeq and is a predicted model, not a curated record. NCBI's taxonomy places the organism in Eukaryota, Fungi, Ascomycota, Sordariomycetes, Sordariales, Chaetomiaceae. Bases 1 to 2244 code for a protein of 747 amino acids. Gene Ontology annotation, biological process: activation of GTPase activity. Gene Ontology annotation, molecular function: GTPase activator activity. The transcript has 2 exons.
AUGAUGAUCUACGAACGUCCGCUCCACGACACUUCUCUCCCCGGCCCCGGCUCUCCUCCAGGCAUGACCGCUUCCAAGUCCUCCAAGUCGUCGUCUCUUGCCUCUCUCCCCGAAGAAGACAGCGCGCUGGCCGACGCGAACCACUUCGAGGAAAUCGGACUUGACGACCCCCAGGUUGACCUCCAUGCCGUCUCCGACCUCAAGAGCACUGCGAAUCCCUACAGUCGCUCCAUCUCCGACCUCCGCUCCGUCACCAAGAAGCCCGUUGUGGCCUCAACCCCCCGACUGCCACAGUUUGUUCGCGAUACCCCCAGGGCACGCCCUACCCGCGACUUCAGCCCCAGUCAGCCAUCACGUCCGACUUUCCCGCCAAGGAGUCCAAAUGGCCGCGUCGCGAGCAUGGGGCUGCUGUCCGAUCCCGUUCGCACACGUAACCUCGGUCCCCCUUCUCGCUCCCAAACGUCACUGAGCCGCCACCGGAGUCCGAGUCCGGGUAUUGCGCUUUCCCCAAGAGAUCCGGCUUUGCCGAUGAAGCCUAGGAGAAGUAGUUGGCAGUCGAAUCGUGAUCGCAAGAGCGCGAUGGAACUCGAGCUCGAAUGCGACGAAGAUGAUGGAGACGAGAUCCCCGACGGUCUGAUUCUUGACAACGUCCCACUGUCUCCCAGACCCCCAUCGGAGAGGAUUCGCAGUCAGCCCCCAUCCAAGUCGCCCUCACCCGAGCGUGCUCCUAAGGAGAGGAUCCGCAGCGUUGGGAACGGCACACCGCCUGUCGCGACAGCACAAGGUUGCCUGAGGUCGCCUACCUGGAAGACCGAUUCAGCAGCCACAUCACCCGGCUCUACUCCUGGCAGCCGCGUUACCAGUCCAGUGCUGGUUAGGCAAAAGAGCUGGACGACCGCGCUGAACCAGUUGAACGCCGAGGCUAAGGCGCUGACGGAGAAGCUCGAGGAGCAUGCGGAAGAGAUUGAGAAGAAGGAAAUCGAGAAGAAGGAGCAGCAGCUCAAGUCCCAGCGCGCCAGCACGGGCUCAUUACCAACCUUCCGGAGACGCUCGGAGGACUCAAAGCCCCGCGUUAAGUCGGCUCUGCCCGAAUUGCCGCCAUUACGUCGGUCUAAUAUUAUGAUCGACCCGCUGCCGAUUUCCAAGGAGAAGGAGGCUGUGCUAUCCAGGACACGUCCGUCAUGGUUACCGCCGAAGGAUCCUGCGGAGGAGCGUCGCCAUCUGAGGGAAUAUCAAAAAAUGAUGCAACAGAGCCUCGAAGCUGAGCGUAAGCGCGAGGCUGCAAAGCGCGCGAAGUCAGAAACCCGCGACGUGGUUGUGGACAGUGUGAUGCAAAUCUGGGAGCGCGACAUUAUCCCUCGCUGGAACGAGGCCAUCCAUGAGCGCCGGACCCGGGAUCUGUGGUGGAAGGGUAUUGCUCCGCGCAGCAGAGGGCUCGUCUGGCCACGGGCGAUCGGCAACGAUCUUGGGCUUACGAAGACCUCGUUCGAGGCGGCACUGAACCGUGCUCGCGAGGUCGAGCAGCGCGUUAAGACCGGGCACGGUACCCCCGAGGAUAUGCGUGCUGUCAAUUGGUUCUCGGAGAUCAGCAGGGAUGUGCGUGAGCGCACCUGGCCUGAUCUGCGCAUCUUCCAGCCUGGCGGGCCACUGCACCAAAGCUUACUCGACGUCCUGCGCGCGUAUGCCAUGUACCGGAGCGAUAUCGGUUACGUCCCGGGUUGCAACACCAUCGCCGCUCUCCUCCUCCUCAACCUCCCCACACCGAUCGACGCCUUCAUCUCACUGGCCAACGUCCUUAACAGGGGCCUACCCGUGAGCUUCUUCUCCCAUGACGUCGGCGGCAAGACCUCCGCCUACAACCUCCUGCUCCAGAACCUCGCCCAAAAAUCGCCCACCCUUCACGAGCACCUCACCACCAAGAUUCCCAGCGGCAGCGACCUCGACCGCUACCUCAACCCUAUCUUCACUGGCCUGUUCACGAGACAUCUCGCCCUUGACGAGGUUACCCGCCUCUGGGAUGUUUACGUCUUCGAGGGUGAUGCCCUCCUCAUCCGUGCCGGUGUAGCCUACCUCCUUCAAAAAGAGAUGGCGUUGCUCGGAACAAAGACCGUUGCUGAGGUCAGGGAAGUCCUGGGCACAGCGCCAGACACAGGCGAUGGGAGAGCUUACUGCCCCAAGGUCAUGGGCGGCAAUGGUGAGGAAGAAAAGUGGAUGCAGGCCGUGCGGGACGCGGGCAAGGUUUAA